AUGUAUGAUACUGGUGUCAACCCUGGGCCUAUCUGUGCUGUGCGGCACAUCUCAGGAAGGCAGGUCGAGAAGGCUCACGAAUUGGCGUCGAGGGGACAGCAAGAGCUUUAUGACAUCUCGGAUAGGGAAACGACAGUGUUUCGAUCCUGUGUCUCCUGCGAUGAACACUUUGCGGCAGUCGAGGUCGAUAUUUUGCCGACUUGGCCAACACCACUGUAUGCGGUGUAUGAACUUAAUGUUCGAUACCAGCCUUGUUGCCACUUUGCUUUCCAGGACGCCAGAAUCGACCACGAAUUCCAGUCAGAAAUUCAGCUGAUUUACGAUACAUACAUUCUUCCAACGAGGCGCAAAAUAGAUGAUGGCUGGUACGAGGAACCAUCCUUACUCGCCAUUCGAGCAGAACUGACCAAAACCAGCAGAACGAAGAUUCCUCCUGCGGAUGUUACCGACGCCUCCUCGACGUGCACGGAAAAGAAAAGACAAUGUGUCCUAAAAUGGUCGAACUGUCACGAAGCAGAUGACCUGACCAUUGAAAGGACCAGUGCCGAUAGUCCCAUUGUCCCGCCGGAAGCGGGCGAAGAGUCCAGCCCAGUCACGGAGACGCCCCGACAAGUUGCCUUAAGACACCAAAAUCCUCCCAUCCCCGCCGGGGAUAGAAGGGAGAUCGUCAAAGUCACAGAAUCUCGCGCGCCAGAACAAGAACAGGCUCCGACAAAGAAGAGGGCAAAGAAAACGGUAAAGCAGGAGGCUGAGACCAUAGUCAAGAGUGUUGAGCGCGGGAUGGAUAAGAUUCGAAAACGACACCAGAAGGCAGAAAAGAGACGACUGAAUGCAGAAAAGAGACAGCGGAAACAAUCGAAAUCUUCUACCUUGAACAUUAUGGAUGCCCCCCUCUCCGACGAUACCCUGCCAAUAAUCCGCUACAAGAGUCUGGAGGAUGUCGAAAAGUUCCAAAACUCGGACCAGAGCGUCAGGCUCAAACAACUACGUGCAUUGGAGCAACGUUUCGUCGCAUAUUCGCAGAAGGUGACCAAACGCGACUCCUGGAAUUUUUGGUAUUGCGCCGCAAGUUUUAGUUAUAUCCGUUAUACCUACGGAGGUAAACUGGAACGAAGGGCGAAGGCAGUACGCGUGAUCAACAAGGUUUUCCAUCAACUAUGGUUGCGCGAUGGGCCUGCUGCGCUUAUGUUCUUUAUUGCUCUUGCCGGUAAGCAGAAUGAUAAUCCGGGACGCAAGGCUGUGAGACUGACCGGCACAGAGAGGAAGAACACAAUGUGUAUAGCUUCAAGAUUGUCCGACCAGGACCAAGACGAACUUGGGAGACACAUCAUAGAGGGUCUGGCUGGGAAACUAGAGGAUCCUCCCCUGCAAUAUGAAAUACCCGUUCCAGCUCUAUGGGUUGGCGUUUUGUUGGGGAUCACCUUCCAGGAAGCCUGUACGGCGCUUGAGAUGAAGGCAUUCGGCACGCUCGAGCUCCAGUCGGACUGGGAGGUGUGCCAGGAUGGCCUGUAUGAGCCAAGUAGUUACUGGCAACACUACCGCUACUUGAGAGCACGAUCGGGAUUCAUUGAAGAGAUGGAAGUUUCGGAUGAUGCUGCGGCACCACAAGCGAAGCGUCUUUGUCUAGAGGAGAACAACCAAGAUGCUGAAUCUGCUCAUGAUCACGACAAUCGAGAUAGCGCAAAUCUCUUAAUUGUCAGCCCGGACGAAGAGGCGUCUCUGGCGCGUCCUCUGCCCUGUACAUCGCACGACGAAGAUGGAGCCUCCGACUCGGCAAAUUCCACGCGCAGUCUUGACGAUAUUAUUGAGAUCGAUCGCACGGCAUCAGCUGGACAUGAGGACACUCAUCACCAGCCCAAGCGUCGCCGCCUAGAUGGCGUAGCGCCGGUUGCAUUCGACGAGCAGAUUCCCGACACGAAUUCAGGUCUCAGGCUCAUCCAACCCCAGUCGGGCAAUUCGAUGGAUUUCAACAACUUCACGCAAAACGACGUAAUCUCGGAGACACAGUCAGCGCAACACCCAUCGAAUACACACCACGAGGGCUCUCCCUUGGAUACCAACUCGAACGAGAGCAACAAGUCUCCAGACGUGCAUAUGGACGGAGUCACUAUGGAGGUCAUUGAAGAUCACAGACUCCAUGAUGGCAGUCGAGAUGAACAUUGCUCCGGAAACGACGUCGCUAGGAUGCCCAUGAACUUUGCAUCUGAACAAGGAAGCUUAGACGUACAUUUGCAUCAAAACGGUAAUACGGCAUCUUCCAAUGUCCCUCCUGAUCAAUUUACAAGCAACAUGACGGAGGUAUCUGUCGACAAAACUACCCUACCUGAGCGAUCAAAUGGCUUCCCUUGUCGAGUGGGUGAGGAAGCGCCUCGAAAUCAAAUUCCACCUUCAACAGAGGUAGUUGAGUCUUCUAACAUUCAUGGUCGAGAGGCCGAGGCCGGGGAGCAGAUAGCCGGGACUGCAUGGACCUCUUCAAAUGAGACAACUACCAAUGGACGCGAAGACAGCGAAUCUGAGCCCGAAGAGGUGCGACGUAAACGGCGGCGUGUGGAUGACGCCUGCACAGAUGCCUUCGCUGACAGCGAGGAUGUUAAUCCUGGAACGAGUGUCCCUGACGACAUGUUUCCCCGUGUUGCAGACAAUUUUCCGAAUGACGGCUUUGCCUCCGACGACUUCAAUCCGCAUAUGGAGAUGCAUAACAGCUCUGGUCUGUCAGGGCUCGAUGAUUUCAUGCUCGAUUACCCCCUCGAUCAGUUGUGGAAUUUUGAUCAAAACACUAUGAGCCCGGGAUACAUUGACGCGUUGAACUCUAUGGUGUUGCCUGAACUUUGA
Exophiala spinifera is the source of this 2832-nucleotide messenger RNA. RefSeq lists its product as uncharacterized. Bases 1 to 2832 code for a protein of 943 amino acids. NCBI's taxonomy places the organism in Eukaryota, Fungi, Ascomycota, Eurotiomycetes, Chaetothyriales, Herpotrichiellaceae. The transcript is spliced from 4 exons. The record is from RefSeq and is a predicted model, not a curated record.